AUGAUUCACGCACCAGCUCCGUCCUCUGCCGAUCCUACCGGCUUACUCGCUGCCCUUAUGAAGGGCAAGUUCGAGACUGAGCAGCAAUCUCAGCAAACGCAGUCGCUACAGCCCUCAAACAACUGGAACGCCGACCCUCCUCCUAAAGAUACUCAGCGGUAUCUGCUUGAUCUCCUAAACCGGCCCAAACCUAGCCAGAGCGACCAGCCUGUUGAAGCUCCUGCCGAAGUUCCUGCCGAAGUUCCUGCAGUUCCGACUGCCCCUUCUUUCGAUUUUGCUCCCAAGGAUGUCGAGCAACUCAAGUUCGAGCCCGCUCAAUCCAGCCAGAACGGUUCCCCGGCUACGAAAGCAGCUAUGUUUAGUCAUGUUAACCCUUUCGAAGAGCUCAUUGCUUCUGCAUCACCUCAGAACCGAGGCCCCAAGACGUCUGUCACGCCUGGCACUCCCCCGAGCAUACAAGGACAGCCUCCUAUCCAGAUUCUGAAGAAGCCCGGCUCUGCGCAUAGCCCCCUCGAUCACAAGCGUCUGUCAAGUACCAGCAGCCACCUUGAAUCACGUGAGCAUGUGCGUCGCAAGUUCGAUUCGACACCUACUUCGCAGCACUCGAACCCUCCCUACCCUGUCCGCGAGACCGAGGACAAGAAUAAGGAGACUGUUGCCGAAGCAGUCAGUGAUAUUGCGGAUAAGGUGGAUAAAGAGGCCCAGGAAGCACUGACUCGUGCAGAGGAUGAGCAGACGCAGGCUCGAAUCACUCAAGAGCUCAGAGACAUGAUGGCGGCCAAGACGGAUCAAGAGUUCGAAGAAGCCGCUGCUGUUGCAGCCUACGACAUCAAACACGAGCUUGAUAAGGACGAGAAUAGCGACGUCUUGGGCACGACUCUGCAGCCUGACGUAGCGAAGGCUGUUCGCAACAUCGUGGACUCUGCUGCCCAGGGCCCGGUAGCUGAUAGCUGGGAAAGUGCUGAGGCCGAAGAUGAGAUUGUUGUCAUCGAGGAAACUACAAAGCCCAUCAGGGUUUUCAACUUCCCGAUGAAGCCCUGGAUUGCUAUCAAUGUUCAGGACAGUGCCAACGACUCGCGUCCUGUAAUUCGGGACGAGUCUAUCCUCGACAUUGCUAGGCUCAAGAAGGAAUUCGACCAAAUUGAUCGCAACCUGGUAGCUGCAUCCGAGAACUACCUGGCAUACGGCAUGUCCAAAGCCGGCGGCCUUCGUGUUAUCAGACAGGAUGAUGGCCGUGAUGCGAAGCUAUUCUCUGAUACGAAAGAUCGCAUCUUCAACCUCGCCAUCUCUUCUACUCCUGCUGACCAGCACUCGACGGUCAAGGAGACCAUCAUUGGCACGGGCAUCAGCGGCACUGUCUAUUGGGUUCAGAUCAAAGAUGGGGAGAAGGACCACCUGGAAGAUGCUCAUCUGGAGCAGUACGGCUUUGCCCUACCUCCUAGCAGCACCCAGGAAGGCGACGCUCCCGGUGGCGUUCUCAAGACCCGAGCCCGCCCCUCUACAAAUCAUCCCGAGUAUUUUGCCGUUGGGCGCGGCAAGUCGAUCAACAUCGUCUUUCCGUCCUUCGUCCUGCAGCGCAACCUGCUCAAGCCGAGCCAUGACCGCGUCGUCGAUACCGACCGGCUGGCUAAGGAGUGUUCCCUGAAGAUUAAUACUGGAAAGGCUGGUAAGGACUUCACUUUCAGUCAGGAUGAUACUGUCGUGGUUUCUCUGGACAAGUCGGGCCGCGUCAAGUUCUGGGACGUCCGCGAAUUGACGGCUAUGGACGGGAAUGGAUGGCCUGCUUACACGUCUUUGGAGGUGAAAGAGCCUCUGAUGACCUUGACAACGACACCCGAAGGAGAGAAGGCAUGGCCGACUUCCGUGCUGCUGCUGGAUAAGUUUCGACCGUACCAGAAGCGGACUGCGCUGCGCUACCUGAUCGUGGGUAUGAAACAGAACCACACGUUGCAACUAUGGGACCUGGCACUGGGUAAACCGGUCCAGGAGUUCAACCUGCCACACAGCAAAGAGUCCGAUGCCGUCUGCAGCGUUAUGUAUCACCCUGCCUCCGGUAUCAUCGUGGUCGGCCACCCUACGCGAAACUCCAUCUACUUCUUACAUCUCUCAGCCCCUAAGUAUGCGUUGAAGAACAACUCACAGGUGGAUUACAUCCAGAAGCUGGUGGCUCAAGACCCGUCGAUUGCCGUUCCUGACUCUACUGCGGUCAUCAGCGGAAUGAGGGAGUACUCCUUCGCCAACAAGGGUGUCCUGCGCAGCCUGUACCUCCUUCAGCAGCCUGCUUCUGCUGGCGAUGGCGAUGAGGCGACCCUGUUUGAGCUCUACGCCAUGCACUCCAAGGGUGUGGCCUGUCUAUCGAUCAAGGCGCCGGAUCUCGGCUGGGAUAGGGACAACAAGGUUAUGGACCCCGUCAAUGCUAUCGAGGCUGGCGUGGUCGAGAUCGGAAAGCUGAAGCAGCCACCCCCUCAACCUCAGGCCCAGCCCGCCGAGGAAGCAGUCCCCGCACCCCAAGUCCGUCUUGCUGUCCGUCCUAAGGAGCCUGCAGCCGACACUGCGCCUGAGUUGCCAGUCACGCGAAAGGCCAGAGAGGAAGCAUCGCCCUCCAAGCAGAAGGAGAGCAAGGAGGAGGAGCCUGCUGUUCCUGCUGCCGCCGAGAAGACCGAGAAGAGAGGUCGCAAGAAGAAGGCCGCGGCCGAGAAGGCUGCUACACUGGCAGCUGCACUAGCCGAGCACGACCGUGAGACUAGCCAGACUAACGGCACUACACCAAGGGUUGUGGCUACGACCACGCACAAGCCUGCAGAGGCUUCCAAGUCCUCCUUCACAUUCUCGCAAGAAGUGGACAGUCGUAUCAACAGCAUGGAGAAGCGUCUGAUGGACAGUAUCACUGGCUCGAUCCAGUCCGAACUGGUCGGCCUCCGCAAGGCUCUUGACCGCGAUGCGCAGGCUCGCGACAGCAAAUUUGACCGUCGCCAGGACGAGCUUCUCAGCCAGGUGUCUUUGUGUCUUAACGAGAACUGCCAGGACGUGCUCACCAAGAUCGUCCAGGAUGAGCUUGGCGGCCCUAUCACGACGUUGAUCGGCGAUGUCUUGACGGACGCCGUGGUCAAGCAGCUUGACGGCAAGCUUGGCAAUACCGUCGCCCACUCAGUCCAGAGAGAGGUGCAGGAAACCCUGCCGCGUGCGAUGGACCAGGCCCUGCGAAAGCCAGAGCUGGCCAAAGCUGUCAGUGACAAGGUGGUCCGUACCCUCUCUAACAAGAUCGACGAACAGCUGUAUGCAUUACUCGAUGAUAGGAUCAUACCGCGUUUCACCAAGGUCGCAACCGAAGCCGCCAGCGCCUGUGGCAAGGAGGUUUUGGCCAAUGUCACGGCCCAGUUCGAUGCAAUGGAACAGAUCCGCGUGAAAGACGUGCAGAAGUUUGAGCAACUUGUUGCUCUCAGUACCAGCAUGUCGGAGACUCUCAGUACCAUGUCGAGUGCCCAGGCGCGUUUCCAAGAGGAGAUAUUGCGCCUGCAGACCCAACUCGCCCAACAGCGUCAGGUCUCGCCUGCGCAGGCUGGUGGACGACACAUGGGACAAGUUAGCCAGGGACGCGGAGGAAACGGCGCGUACCACAGCCCGUCCCACAGCCAGACUCAAGCUCUGCAGCACCUCGCUGCCCCUGCUGCUCUCCCUCAACAACACUUCCAGAGCCCUCAAGGAUCUGUGGCAGCUAGCCAAUACACCAACCCAUCUCUUGCUGGGGAGCAGGUGGAAUUUCAACAGACGACCCAGGAAAACCGAGAGCGUCUGGAGCUCGAGGAUGUGUGCUCGCGGGUGCGCAAUCAUAUGCAAGCGGGUAAUUACGAUGACGCUGUCAUGACCUGGAUUCAGGAGUCAAAGGAUGGGCAGGCCGUUUGGAACCAGGUGCUUGCGAAAUACGAUCCAGAGUUCAUCCGCAACUUGAACCCCCUCCUCCUGCUGACAGUAGCGGCAACUAUCACGUCGGAGCUAGACAACGCACAGGUGCUGCACAGGCAGCUGGCCUGGACCGAGAUGGUCCUGAUUCAAUUUUACGAGGCUCUGCCGAGGAUUGUAAGUACUGAGGGACAGGUCCGUGAGAUUACCCCGCGGGUCAUGUCUCUGGUCAAGAGCCGCCUCGAGCACGUCUUUGUCCGCCUCAACAUGGCGGUGCCCAACGACCCGGUGCUACGCAACUUGUCCGGCAUGAUUGAUCUCACUCGUAAGAUCAAUGACGCGAUGGGCCGUUCAGGUUCCAUAGCCGGCUCUGCGUACUAAGGAAGAAAGUUGAGAACGGUCACAAGACUACACAGUAUCGGGCUUGGAUGUCUGGUUGGUUGAUUUAUCAUGCGCGAUGAGGAAUCGAAUUGGGAACUUGUACAUACUCUCGUACUUUUAAUAGUGCACACAAAGGUUUUUGGGCAUGGUGGUCACAGUCACCACACCAGGUGGGAUGUAACGGGCUGCGAUGUUUCUCAGCAAGGGUUGUCUUCGCGCAUGGCUGGGCGGGGAGGAUGAUGGACUGGUCUGAUACCCACGAGGUCAUUGACGGGCACGGAACUGGACAGCAAAUAUUCAUACCCACAUACCAAGGAGGUUUCGGAAAAUUGGAAUGAUACUGUUUGGUGAAAAAAGGACC
Messenger RNA from Cryphonectria parasitica EP155, 4642 nucleotides. RefSeq lists its product as uncharacterized. Gene Ontology annotation, molecular function: protein binding. The record is from RefSeq and is a predicted model, not a curated record. Gene Ontology annotation, biological process: deadenylation-independent decapping of nuclear-transcribed mRNA. Gene Ontology annotation, cellular component: P-body. The coding region runs from base 1 to 4281 and encodes 1426 amino acids. The transcript has 4 exons. Lineage: Eukaryota; Fungi; Ascomycota; Sordariomycetes; Diaporthales; Cryphonectriaceae.